CUUUGGCGGAGCAGCAGCCUUUCAGACAGAACUGAGGGACGGGAAUGCCACCUCGCAUCCAACGCUGUUACUGGGGUUCUCUGCCCAACGCAGAUGGACUGUCAACAUAGAAACAUGGCUGCCUCUGCGGCCAGAAAGGCACUGAACAGAGACACCGCGACCGCUGACAGUCCGAAAUGCCACCAGGAGUCUCUGUCGCAGUCACGGGAGAUAAUCAAACCCACCAUCACGGAGCUGACCAAAGAAGUGAGGACGAACAUCCUCUGCACCGUGGAGGGAUGUGGCAAGAUCCUCCCCAACACACCUGCGCUGAACAUGCACCUGGUUAAGUCCCACAGAAUCAAGGAUGGUAUUGUAAAUCCUACGGUCAGAAAGGACAUGAAGGGCUCUCAGAAGCUUUACUGCUGUCCGAUUGAGGGUUGUCCCAGGGGGCCCUACAGACCCUUCUCCCAGUUCUCCCUGGUUAAACAACACUUCAUGAAGAUGCACGCAGAGAAAAAACACAAGUGCUUCAAGUGCAACAAUGGCUACAGCACAGAGUGGGACCUAAAGAGGCACAUAGAAGACUGUGGGAAGACCUACAGCUGCACAUGUGGCUGCCCCUAUGCUAGCAGGGCUGCUCUACUCUCACAUAUCUACAGGACCGGUCACGAGAUUCCUACAGAGCACAGAAUUCCUCCAGUAAAAAAGCGAAAGAUGGAGAAACUGUUAAGUGGUCCUGAAAAGGUCAAGACAUACGAGUCGACCUGUCCGAUCAUGCCCGCUCGUAAAGAGCUGACGGAGGCUGUGCUCCCUGCUGACACAACAGUUCAUAUCCCAGACUUGAUGAAUCAGAACUCCAACCCUCGUAAGAGCCUCCAGAAGUUGCUCCUACCAAAGCCCAAGAUGGCGUUGGUCAGUGUUCCUGUGAUGCAGCUGGCCCACCUGCCCGUCCUCCUUCCGUCUACAGAAAGCGGGGCUCUGAGGUCUGUCGUGCUGGCUGUGGACAGCCAAGGCUCCGUCAGCACCCUCCACCUCCUGCCGCAAGGAGCUAUGGUCCCCCAACUUGACGGCAAGAGUUUGUGUUUCAAGGACAGCAUGCCCACUUCACGCUCUAGCCUGGGGCCCAUUAGCACCGGGGUGCAGGUCAGUCUGGAACCCGUCAGCACAGAUGACUUGGCCGGCCUGGCAGGACAACGAGGAAGAAGCACGUCCACCAACAUUCAGACGGACAAAUCGUACUUGUCAAAAAUGCCCACCGGAGUCGGGGUUGGGGAGGGAAUGGGGCUGUGCUCUGCGGGCGUGUCGUCGUGCUCCCAAACAGACAUCAGUGUGAGUGCCCAAGUCCUCCUGCCAGUCAGUGUUGAAACCCAGACAUUCUCCUCCCAGGCAAAGGUCACAUCCUCUAUCGGAGCUCAGACGGAGGGUCAGUGCGUCGGUCAAAGUCCUUGUUCCUCUUCAUCUGUACCUCCAUACAAAACCAGGCAGACACAGACAUAUUUUGCUCUGCCACAAUCAGAUGAUAAGGCUCAGCAACAGGCUAUCAUGUGCUCUGACCUAUUCGACAGUGACUCCCUCAGCGUCUCCACUCAGACCGCAUUGGACAUAAAUGCCACUCUCGCAGAAAGCAGUAUGUACGAGGACUCAAAGUCAGCCGUCAGUAUGUGUUUUGGGGUGCAGACAGACGAGCUCAACUCGAACAACAUGGCAGAUAAUCAGACCCAAACAAUGACCUUGUUAAAUGACCUAGAAAACAUCCUGUCCGACAGCAUGUCAGGCCACCAGGUGCUCACAGGGGCAUCCGAAGGCUGCGGGUCAGUUCUGGGAUCUGUUCAGGAGCAACACAAUGGCAUUGACUUUGACUUUGAGGAGUUCCUCAAUGCUGUGCACAUCCAGACACAGACAGAGGAGAGUGAGCUGGGAGGACUGGGUGGUGACACGCCGCUGGAGUCUCUGGACAUCCAGACCCAGACAGACUUCCUCCUGAUGGAUGAACUGGACCAAAGCGAAGGACCAAGUCGAACCCAAGCCAGCGACCUGGAGCUAUUUGAUACCCAAACUCAGACUGACCUCAAUUUCCUGCUGAACGCCGGAAGCCACAUGCCCUUGAGCAGCAUUCUACGGCAUUCAAGCUUUUCCAUGAGCACGGAGUCUUCGGAUACAGAAACACAGACGGAUCUCCCUUUAUUUGCCACAGGUCUCUCUGCUCAGACCCCUGUGAGUCAGGGUGAGCACGGCAGACUGCUGAACAGCGCAGAGACGCAGACUGUGACCAGCCAGGCAGAAGGUCUGGGUCACCUCUUCCUCACGAGCAAUGAAACACAGACCGUCAUGGAUGACUUCUUGUCAGCGGACCUGGCGUGGAAUAUGGAGUCCCAUUUCAGCUCUGUGGAAACCCAGACGUGCGAGGAGCUUUGUGCUCUCUUUCAGCACCCUGAGAAACCCAACAGCUGAAGCCCUCUCGCUGAAUCUGCCUAAGCUUUUUGCAGUACAGGGUUUCUCAUGUCUGCCUGGUCCUGGAAGAGGAAUCAGUCGACGCUGUCCUCCAGCGGACCACAGUCUUAGCAGUAAGAAGUCUGCGAAAAUGUCUUUGAACAUUCCACUGGAGACGUCAUGUCCAGAGCCUCUCCAGGUACAUAUCCUGACAGCUCGGCUGCACUUUAUUUGCUCCACGGGCAUGAUUCAUCAGCUCCUGUGAAAGUUUACAUAUUUAUUUGCACAUAAAGUAACCUAUUGUAUGUUUUAUUGUCUGAAAUGCCAGUUUACUUUAAUAUUUUGGUGAAUUACCACUUGAAAUGGUUUUCACUGUUUUGUCUUACUAGCAGUUAAAAAAAAACAACAUUUCAUCAAUGUUAGAUCUGCACUUAAAAAGGGAUGGCAUCUUUAGCUGUGCGUGGUUGUCAACAAAAAGGCUUAUAAAUGUGUUAGUCUGUAUGACCGCUCUCAGAUAUCCAUUUACUGCAUGAAAACAAUGUCAUCUCAGAUGUACAACAAAUAAGCUUGUACAUUUAGUUUACGUUUGUUUGGAAAUGUGCAUGAAGCGUUCACGUGGUCAGCAGCAGAGAAACAUCAUAUAUAUCUACUCGCAGCUUGUGCAUCUAAUGGCUGCCUCGUUGAUGUUGCCUUGUCAGAUGCAGCAAGGCUAUAAACUCUAAUAACAUCCUGCGAGCUUUGCAGCCAGUGGAAAACGUGACCAGUGAAAAUCUAUCAGCUUUAUGUUUUCCAAAAUAAAACCCCACAUAGCCUUUAACAGUGAACAAGGCUUUGCUCUAAGCUGUUAGGCUGCGUCUCUGAAACAUAGCGUUACUCAUACAGAUGUGGCACAAGUAAAAAUGAAUUGUUUGUCUUGUAAGUUGUUGCACACCUUUCAUUGAGAUGUGAUUGUGAAGUUUGAUGUCGCGUUAAACACUUUUUUCGUGUCUGGGCCUCUAUAGCUAAGCAGUCAGUUCAAGUCAGUAAGCAGACUAGGCUGUAAUUGUGUUUGACUUCUUCAUUAGCUGGGUGUACGUGUAUACAGUAGCAGUACUAAUGUUACUGUACAGAAACACAUAGUGGAAUAGAGCGUGGAUUAGCACAGAACCAUCAGACGCAUUCACCACCUUAUGACUGAAAGGAGUCCUGUUACGUAUCUUCCGCUAAAAUCACCAGAUUUUCAACCUUUAUUGCACGCAGUAUUUUAAUUUAUUCCUUUUUUUAAUUUUUUUUUUUUUUUUUUAAAUCUCCUCACCAAGUAACUUAACUUAAUGUUUUUAUUCCAUUAUAUUGUUGCACUGAGUUACCUCAUUAAACACAGGCACCACACUUAGACAGUGUUCUACUGGGGAACCUAGAGCUAAAGGCCUUGAUCACUUGUUUAUUUUGUUACGUUGGUGCCUUAACCCGAGUAUUAGCUUUAGUUCUGUUCCAGACAAUGUGCUGCUUUAAAAUAAUUAAUAAUUAUCUGAAUUGCACACGAUUUAUGUUUUGGAAAACAAACAAACACUGAAAAUUGUCACAAUGUUUUUUGGUCUUGUCUAAUUAAUUCUGUUUUGGUAUUUUCAUCAUGUUUGCAUGAAAUAUUGGACUGUCCCCUUUAUAGGUGUUUUUUUUUUUGUCACAUGAAAAUAAUGCUAUGCAGCAUUUUAUUGAAGAGAAUUUAGUUUGAAGGUUUUCAUUGAAGGACAGUUAAUGCUGUUAAAGUUUAUAGAUAUUUGUAGAAACUGCAGAAUGUACAGAACAUGACACUGUGCCCAAGUAUAACAUGCUCUAUUUUUCUGCAUCAUUUCCAAACAAUUUAGGGAUAUUUUCCCUGUCUUGUAAGGACUUUGACUCUCAUAUUGAAUUUCAACAUUUCUUGUAUUGAGAUUAGUAGUUGUGGUUUGUGGUUCUUGAAUUCAAAGUCAGAAAUAUAGCUUCUCCCUGCUGGUUGAUUGGAACAAGGAUUUGGUUUUCACUAAACUUAACUAUGUAGAAGCCUUGUCAAUCUCAAGUGUCAGUCACAGUGCUUUAUUUUCUCUUUGUAGGGAGUGCAUGCAGAUAUUUUCCCAGCACAAAAUAUUUCUUUUUAGCAGAAUUCAACUUUGUUGCCUAUAUGUGUAGAGUUGAUGGUUGCCUUGAUUAAUUGUUGAAGCUACACUACCGAUGUUCUUAAUAAAC
Messenger RNA from Anoplopoma fimbria (sablefish), 4614 nucleotides. It is a transcript of the gene atmin, whose product is annotated as ATM interactor. The transcript is spliced from 4 exons. Gene Ontology annotation, cellular component: nucleus. Gene Ontology annotation, biological process: regulation of transcription by RNA polymerase II. The record is from RefSeq and is a predicted model, not a curated record. Gene Ontology annotation, molecular function: transcription cis-regulatory region binding; DNA-binding transcription factor activity, RNA polymerase II-specific. NCBI's taxonomy places the organism in Eukaryota, Metazoa, Chordata, Actinopteri, Perciformes, Anoplopomatidae. The coding region runs from base 94 to 2433 and encodes 779 amino acids.